Larimichthys crocea (large yellow croaker) is the source of this 14475-nucleotide messenger RNA. RefSeq names its product sacsin molecular chaperone 2 (gene sacs2). Lineage: Eukaryota; Metazoa; Chordata; Actinopteri; Sciaenidae. The coding region runs from base 106 to 12969 and encodes 4287 amino acids. The transcript has 8 exons. The record is from RefSeq and is a predicted model, not a curated record.
AGCCUUUAUAAAGCAAGCACAGCCGCUUUCUUCAUGUCUUUCUUGGCAGCAGGACACCUGACGCGACUCUUCGACAAACAUGACUGAGCAUCCAAUCCAGGAAGGAUGAGUGCGAAGACAAAGAAAAAGACUCGGGAGUCCUUCGGGGCAACAGCACCGCCGUUCAUUGACUACCUGAAAGAUAUUCUACGUCGAUAUCCAGAUGGUGGUCAAAUCUUGAAGGAGCUGAUUCAAAAUGCAGAUGACGCUCAAGCCACGGAAGUGGUUUUCAUCCAUGAUGAGAGAAGCUAUGGGACUGAGAGCCUUUGGAGUGAUGAAUUGGGAGAAUACCAAGGUCCUGCUCUCUACGCCUACAACAAUGCAGCAUUCACUGAUGACGACUGGAAAGGGAUUCAGUUGGCAGGGAGGAGUGUCAAGCGCAAUGAUCCAAACAAAGUCGGGAGGUUUGGAAUCGGCUUCAACUCUGUUUACCACAUAACAGAUUUGCCAGGCAUAUUCAGUUCAGGGCAUCUUGGCAUCAUGGACCCCCAAGAAAAAAUAUUUGGUCAAAAAGAGCCAGGUUUUUGGUGGUCUUUGAAAGAUCAAGAGGACCAAGAAACUCUGACUUCUUUGCAUGAUCAGUUCCAACCCUUUCGAGACAUAGUUUCGCUUGUAAGCAGACAAGAAUGGUCAAAGGUUGUCAUGGAGGAUGAGCACUUUGACGGGACGAUUUUCCGAUUCCCCUUACGCAACAAGACAUCAGCUAUUUCGGAUAAUCUGUAUGACUCUGAUAAGGUGGUUGAUCUCUUUGAUAGCUUCAUUGCAGAUGCAGACUUAAGUCUCCUAUUCCUGAAAAACGUGACCUCUGUGUCCUUGAUACAUAUUAAUGUACAUGGCACUGUUAACAUCAGACUUGAAGUGAAAUCAACAGUUCACACAGAUGUCAUUUUGAAGUCAGAAGACGAGUCAAUCACUGAGGGUUCAACGAGGUUCAAAUCGAUAACCCUCAGCUCAGAAAACCAUAGAGAAACAAAGUGGCUGUUGACAACCUGUACCAUGAAAGAAGGCAAUGUAGAAAAUAUCGAUUCACUCGCAAAAAAGUUGAGCUUUUUCCCACAAGUUGACUUGGCAUUCCCUUGUGGUGAGACUAGAGGCUGUAGUAAAAGUAGACUGUGCUGCUUCCUCCCCCUCCCAAACAAUGAAUCCAACAAGACAGGACUCCCAGUUUAUGUCAAUGCAUGCUUUGGCCUCACAGACAACAGAAGACACAUCAAGUGGCAAGAGGAAGACCAGAAACAUGAUGAACAUGCAGUCUGGAAUGAAUUGCUGAUGAAUGAGGUGCUCCCACAGGCAUACCUCAUGAUCAUUCAAGAUGCUAUCAAACUUGCCCAAGAGUCCAUUCUGCCUGUCUCCUCCGUGUAUGAUCUGUGGCCUGAUAUUACCCAGAUAAAGCACAAAGACAAAUGGUAUGCUGUUGCCCUGAAUGCUCUUCAACACUUAUUCAGACAGAAAGUGGCUGUCCUCUCUCUUGCCAAAGAUGAAACAAUGUUUAUCACACCAGCAGAAGCUGUGUUCCCCUGUAAUGGUCCAACAAGCCCUAACAUAUUGGCCGCCAUUAAAAGGACUUUGGUUUCCUGUGGAGAAAAUCUUGUCACUUUACCAGACAGUGUUGCAAGAGCUAUGAAGGAAGCCUAUCCAGACUUCAACACCCUGAAACAUGUGACUCCAACUUACCUAAGAGAUAUUCUCCGCAGGUUUGGCGUGCACAUCAUGUCUCAAGAUGACAAGCUUUCUCUUUUGGAGUACAUUUUGAGCGACGGAAAAUACAGAGAACUGGAGGGUCUUCAGCUGCUUCCACUCAGCGAUGGCUCUUUCAGAUGUUUCACAAAUAGAGAGGAGGACACCGCUCUCAUUGACAGCAAUGAAUUUCCAAGAGCCCUGCUACCAUUCUGCAAACAACUCUUCAUCCCAGAUGACCUUAGUCCAGUAUGCAUUAACCACCUGAAAGAACUGGCCAGAAAAAAUUUAUUCAAGGUCAUCAACAUGGAUGCAGACCAGGUGGCUGAACAUACAAGAAGAUAUCUGCCACAGGACUGGAAGAAGACGAGGACGGGGCUUGUUAACUGGGACAUCAGCAACAGUCAACAUCCACCGUUAGACUGGCUCCAAGAAUUCUGGAAAUUUCUCAACACUCACUUCAAAGAGUUAAGUAAUUUCACUGGACUACCUUUAAUACCAGUCAGUCCCCUGUCUGUCAGUCAGCCUGUAUCACUAGCAAGAUUACAGCAGAACACAACCCUCAUUUUUGAGAAAAACAAGCAGAUUCAGUUGCCAGAACAGAUAGCUCAGUUGGUGAACAAAGUUGGUGGCACAGUGGUGAGAGGAAACGACUGGCUCAAGCAUGAAGACCUAGAUUCUUUUGUGCUGUGCCCAUCUCCAAGGAGUGUCAUGAAUGUCUUGGUGAAUUUAGAUUCUCGGGACCUCAUCAGAGAACUCAAGACUGUCUCUCAGAGAGAAAGAGAAGAACUGAAAGUUUACCUUUCUCGUCUGGAUUGUCUCUCAGUCAGUGAGAAAGAGUUGCUCUCAAAGUUGCCUCUGUUUCAAACCAUGAAAGGAACUUGUGUUGCGGUUCAAUCAAAACAGGCUGUGCUUCUGAUUUCUGGUCUAACAGUGCCAACAGAGUUCCCUAUGCCUGAUUCAGUUGUGCAAUGUGCAACUGAGGCUGAUCGCAGACUGUUAAAGCUGCUCAAAGUUCAUCUCCUGGACACAGCUGAAGCAGCCAAUCUCCUCGUUGACUCUAUUGAAAGAAGAGCUUGCAAAAAAGAAGACACUGAGAAAAUUAUGAUUUGGAUUUUACAACAUGGCAGCAUCCUUUUCUCUCAAAAUCAGACUUUGAAAUGCAAAUGUAAGGACUUGAGCUUCAUUGAAGUUAAUGGAAAACUAAAAAAGAUCUCAAGCUUUUUCGAUCCAACAAUUGAAACUUUUAAAAUCAUUUUUGAGUCAGAUUUCUUCCCACCACCUUUGUACACUCAAACACCACAGAUGCUUAAAAGUCUAACAGAACUUGGAUUGCUAAAUAAAGAAGUAAAUGUGUCACCUGACCACUUGUUGCAUGCCGCCAAACUGAUUGACCAACUGGAUGUUGACUCUCAAACUAAACUAAAAAGAGCUCAGGUGCUCCUGAAAAUGUUGGACAUGAAUGAUCUACUGUCAAAGUUUUCUCAAGACCAGCUCUGUUGCCUCAAAAUGCUAAAAUGGGUCCCAUGUGCUAAAUCCAGUGAGGACAAAAAACGCUGCAUUGACAAAUCUCAGAAAAGUUGUUUCUUCUGUCCAGAAGAAAUAAGAGAUUUUAUGUAUGAGGACAUUGUUGGACAUGUAAUGCCUCUGGUGAACUGCUCUGGACAGUUCAGUGACAGGGUUACCAGCAAACUUGGUCUCAAACGCCCACCCCCACCUGACAAAGUGGUAGAAAAUUUGUCAGUCUUGACAACAAAAGCAGAAACAAUGGCAGAUCCUGACACAAAUGGAGAUUUCAAAAGGAAGUUACGUAGCAUUUACGAACACAUGCAAAACCACAUCUCUGAAUUUACAGCAAUAAUGAACAAAGACACACGCUGGUUGUGGUGUCACAAUCAAUUUGUAUCACCACGGGAACUAGUUCUAGACUACCCAUGUAACCUAGAUCUGAGCUCUUACAUUGGGAAGGUGCCAGAUGAAUUUCGGCAAUACAAGACAUUACUCCAAAAGUUUGGCCUGAGAACAUCACUUUCAGAUGAAGAAACUGUUGGCAUUCUUCAUUCUGUCCAGGAAACCAUUGAAGAAAGGCAACAGCCAUUUGCAACUUCCUCUGAGAUAAAAGUGUCAAUAGAAAUACUUAACUGGCUGUUGAGAGGGAAGAAGAAAGUUCAGGAUGAUAUCCCAGUUCCAGUCCUCAUAGGGGAUGAACGCUAUACCCUUAAGCCACUGUCAACAGCAGUCUUCUGUGAUGUAAGCAAAAAUGGGCUGCAUGAGUUUGAGUACAACCAAGAGGAAAUGUACAUCUUACAUGAGGAAAUACCAAAAGCAACGGCUGAAUGGUUGAACAUCCAGUUUCUCAGUACCUACAUCCUCGAUCCAGAGUUAGUGGGAAUAGAACAGUGUGGACAAUCUGAACCGAUAACAACCAGGAUUAAAAACAUACUUAAAGAGUAUGAUGAAGAAAGUGACAUCUUCAAAGAGCUCAUUCAAAAUGCAGAGGAUGCCGGGGCAAAAGCCUGCAAAUUCAUGGUGGAUUUCAGAGUGCACAAAGACGCCCCUGAAAGUCUCAUCGACCCUGACAUGACUCUUUGUCAGGGACCCUGUCUUUGGGCAUUUAAUGAUGAGCAGUUCACGGCUGAGGAUUGGGCAAAUAUUGUCAGAGUUGGCUCUGCCUCGAAGGAAAACAAAAUGGAGAAAAUUGGAAAGUUUGGACUUGGUUUCAAUACCGUGUACCAUGUGACAGAUGUCCCCUCUAUACUCAGUGGGAACAGUCUUCUCAUACUUGAUCCAAAUGUAACUCACCUUAAGAAGCACAUCAAACAUAAAACAAAUCCUGGAAUCAAGCUGGAUCUUUCCAGGCAGCGACUUUUUCAUUGUUUCCCUGGUCAGUUUGGACCAUAUGAACACAUUUUCGAUUGUAAUUUCACCAAACAAAGUCCCUGUGCACCCUAUCCAGGCACCCUGAUCAAACUACCUUUCCGAACUAAAGAAGAGUCUGUUAAGUCAGAAAUAAGCACAAAAGUAUAUUACAAACAUGACAUCAUCACUUUUCAACAGCACUUCACUGAGAAUUCACAAAAUCACCUGCUGUUUCUGAAGAACAUCAAUACAUUAUCUCUGCAAAGUCUCUCAAAAGAUGCAUCAACUCCACCAAGAGAUGAGGAAAUAGCAAACAUCCUCGCCGUUUCCAAAACCACUCUGAGUACAGUGCAGAUUCCUGAUGAAACCAAUGUAUCAAAGCAGCGUCAAGCUGAGAAAUUACUGAUGAAACUUGAUGGAAAAUGCAAAGAGGUCAUUGAUAGCUGCACAGUCAGCAUUGUCCAAAUAACCAGUCAACAAUCUGGUGUUACUGAAGUCCAGUCCUGGCUCCUGUACAACUGCUUUGGGACACAACAGUCUUUGAAAAUGGCCCUUCAAGAAAACAAGAAAGCCAAGUUCUCUUUGCCAAUUGGGGGGGUUGCUGUGCCUUUGCAAAACACUUCAGAAACUGUGAAACUGGGCUCAUAUCUUGCUGGACAGGCAUUUUGCUUCCUCCCUCUUUCCAUUCAUACAGGUCUUCCAGUCAAUGUAAAUGGAACAUUUGCUGUGACGAGCAACCGAAAAGGUCUGUGGGAGAGUGGAGUGAAAUAUGACUGGAACAAAGCCCUUCUUCAGGAUCCCGUAGUGACAGCAUAUAUCACUGUACUCUUGGUACUAAAGAUGAUGUCUGAAAACAAGCAACUGAAAACGUACAAUUAUCACACGUUUUGGCCUGAUAGAGAAAAAGUGAGUGAUACUUUUAAGCCUUUGGUGGAUGCAUUUUAUUCCACCAUUGCCCAGGAUCCCGUUGGUCCAGAGCUUUUUAGUGAUGGAGAACACUGGUGCUCAAUGGACAAUGCCAUAUUUCUAGAUGCAAGCAUUGAAGAGGAUAAAGACAUCAGCACACUUGCAGUACAGGUGUGCAAGAAACAUGCAAAAGCACCCAACUAUGUUGUUCCUCUUCCGCUGUGGUUGAGAAAUAGCUUCAAACAGGCUGGCCUAGAAAAGGUUUUACAGAACAGAACAUGGAACUGGGAGAAGUUUUAUCAAGAAGUAGUGUUUAACAACCUUGAUACCAUGGACCCUCAGAGUAGAGAUACUCUUGUGCUGCAUGCUAUUGACCUUAACAACAAAGAAAUUGACAAUCUACUGGUCUCCUAUCCAUGCAUCCCCACAAAAGGUGGACAGCUUCAGUAUAUCAAGAAACUUGUGAGUCCGACUGGGAAAGUGGCCUGUCUUUUCGAACCAGAAGAGGGACGCUUGCUUGGUGGUACCAAAAAUGACUUUUGUUCCCCAAAAAGAAUUCAACGUUUGCAGGGACUUGGAAUGGCACAUGAUCUUCUCCCACUGAAAGACAUCACAGAGAAAGCAGGCACAAUUACCCAAACCUGGAGCACUGACAAAAAGAAAGCAUACGUGCAUUUGAAGUGCCUUCUUGAACUCAUGAAGAUUCACAUACAAGAUAAGACAAGACAAGACUCUCCCCACUGGGAAACACUGAGAAUGACUGAAUUUCUCCCAGCAUUUUAUCCUGGUGACACAAAAAUGGUAGGAAAUGUAACACUUAGAAGACCCACCGAUAUUUUUAGUGACAAAUGCUCCCUACUUGUUAACUUGACAGAACCUGUGCUAGAUCAUACCAACCUGAAAAUACACAACACUGAUCCAGUCCUAAAGAUUCUGGGAGUUCAUGACAGUCCAAGGCCUGAGACAGUGCUUCACCAGCUGCAAGAAGCAUGUAAGCAAUCUCAAUUCACUGAUGGAUCCAUGUUUCACAAAAUAGCAUAUGAAUGCUACAAGUUUCUGGAUGACUGGCUCAUUGAUUCUGAGGAUUCCAGUUUCAUUUCAGAGAGGGCAAGUUCAUUCCCAUUCAUUCUUAUUGGCAGCACAUUUGUGAAUGUGAAUCGUGUAGCAGAAGAUGAGCAAUUUGAAGCAAAACCCUAUCUCUAUGUACUUCCACCAGGCUUCACUAAGUUUGCAAGGCUUUGGAAAAGUGUAGGUGUUGCAAAGUGUUUCACAGUCAGUCAGUUCCUAAAUGUGCUUAAAGAAUUGCACUCUAAACAUGGCAACAAGCCCCUGCCAAAGAAUGAUCUAUCACUUUGCCUCACAAUCUUAGACAGAGGGAUAUACGAGACCAAUGAGAAAAUGACAAGUGACAAGUGUUGGAUACCCAAUAUACAUGGUGUUUUACAACUUGCAAGCCAAAUGUUUUACAAUGACAGCCCAUGGAUGCCAGUCGCUUCAGGUAUCACAUUAUGCCACGAGAAUAUUGCACGUGUUACAGCUUGCUACUUUGGUAUCCAAACUACCAGGCAUCAUACUUUGGACAAAAAUGAAUUUAAAAUGGAAAACAUUUUACCAUUUGCUUUUGAGUUUGAACAGCACGAACAACUACCUGUUAGAAUUAAGAACAUAAUUAAGGACUAUCCAUCAAAGAAGGAUAUCCUUAAAGAGCUUCUCCAAAAUGCUGAUGAUGCAGAAGCAACAGAAAUCCACUUUGUUUGGGACAAACGGCAGCAUGGCAAAGAAAAAACAUUUGGAGAGAGAUGGAAUCAUCUGCAGGGUCCAGCACUGUGCGUGUUUAACAAUAAAGUGUUUUCUGAAGCUGACCUAGCUGGCAUUCAACAGCUGGGAGAAGGAGGAAAGCGCAAUUCUCCAGGGAAGACAGGAAAAUAUGGAGUGGGAUUUAACUCUGUUUACCAUCUCACUGAUUGCCCCUCAAUCCUCACUGAAGAUAAAAGACUCUGCAUUUCUGAUCCCAAUCGAGAAUACAUUGAAAGUCAAUCAGACAAACCACGAGCUGGCAUUGGCUAUAACCUGGUUGAAACCUUUAAGAACAUGUACAUGGAUGUCUACCAAUCCUUUCUUCCUGACAAAUUCCCUCUGAAAGAAGGCACCAUGUUCAGAUUACCUCUAAGGAUGGGUAAUAUGGCAAACGUCUCUAAAAUAUCAAAGCAGGAAGUCACUGACCAUGACAUGACUGAACUAUGCUCUGCCCUCUCUGAAGAUCCUGAAGGACUAAUUCUGUUUCUGAAACACAUCAACAAAAUACAAAUCCAUGAAAUCAAUGAACAUUCAGGGGAACUCAAAACUAUCUUCAUGGCUGAAAAAAGUGUACCACAGACAAGCAGAGGAAGAAAAGAUGACUUUGUAAAAUGUCAACAAAAUGCCCUACAAGCUGACCAGCCAAUAUUGCCACAAACGGCCAUCUAUGCAACCACAAUUUCAACCUCAGAUAAAAUAAAAACUAAGUGGAUCAUUGCAGAACAGUUUGGCUCAUUCAGAAACAGUGGUGAAAGAGAAAUAACUCUAUCAGACAAACUUCCCCAAGCUGCAAUAGCAGCGUGUGUGAGCUGCAGCUCUAGCUGUAAAGGUUUCAUUGGAAAAGCCUUUUGUUCACUUCCUCUGCCAGGUGAAACGGGGCUGCCAGUGCAUGUCAAUGCAAACUUUGAAGUAGAUUCUGCCAGGAGAGGUCUUUGGAAGCAAGAUGGGCAAAGUCUAAAAUCUAACUGGAAUGAAUCUUUGAAACAGAAUGUUAUUGCUCCACUGUAUGCCGAUCUCCUUAAUUUCAUCAGCAGUAACAUUCCAGAAAAGAAAGUCCUUUCUUCUGAGAUUGAGUCAUACUUUAGGAGCACAUACUUGUGUUUUUGGCCAACUGUGUCUGAAAAUGUUGGUCAGGACUGGCAUGAAAUGAUACAUGAGGUAUACAAAUCAAUCCACGAAAGAGGCCUUAAUGUGAUUCCAGUGUUGAGGAGUUCAGUACGUGUAAUUGGAAAAGUAAAACUUAAGGAGUAUUCUUUUGACCGUUGUAAUGUCAAAGAAACUGAAUCAACUAAGGCACCUUACCUGACAAACUCAGCAAUUGACAGGAUUAAUCCCAUUUUGGAAGAUCUUGGAAUGACAUUGGUUCCCUUUUCCACAAAAAUGAAACAAGUUUGGAAGAGUUUCAAAUCUGCUGGCAUUGAAGUAAAAGAUGUGAAUCCUUCAACUGUGCAGACAUUCCUAAGAGAAAAACCCCUUAAUGAUCCAAAACAAACAGAUAAGGGUUUACCCCUGAACAUAACUGCCACUCUGAUCAGAGAUGAAAAAAGAUGUUCAGAGCUCUUGAGUUUCUGCCUCAAAGCCUUCAAAGAAAGAAAGAAAGAAAAGGUCACUGACGUCGAUUACAGUCUACUCAAUGGGCUUCCACUUCUUCUCACAAAAGAUAAAGUUUUGAGAGUGUUUGACACCAAGUCUCCCAAGCUGAUAACAGGAUAUGACAAUCUAUUCUGUGGCUUCGAGAAAGAAUUUGCAGAUUAUCAGACAAAUAAAGAACACAUUAAGGUUCUACAAACUUUCAAUAUUGUCAGAAAAUUGACAGUUGAGUGUGCAGCAAAAUAUCUGAAGCCCAUAUUUCAGAAACUUCUUCAGGACAGUGAAGUUGAUCCAUGCAGUGGCCUUCAUGUCGCAAAUGACACAACAUCGAAGUGGUUGAAAUUACUGUGGAGGUUCUUAACAAGUGAAAUAAAAUCUGCUGCACCUAGUACUGACCAAAGAACUGAACAAAGUCUGACAUUAAGUGAUGUGCGGCAGCUCUUCAGUGACUUCUACAUUUUACCAGUUGUGUGUCCAAGGUUAAACAACAAGCACCUCCUGCAAACAAUGAAAGACAUGCCAAGUGUGAUUAACUUGGCCUCGAAAAAGGACAUAUCAAGCAUCCUCUUUAAACUUGGUUUUAUGAGGCUUGACAGUGUAUUCUUUGGUGAAAUACAUGUAUGUCUACAGGCUGAACUUUUGGAUGUGAAUGAUAAAAGCUCUGUGUUGGACCAGGUCUACAACAUUGACCACUCAGAGUUUCCCAAGCUUUCCAAAGAUGAAAAGGAAGAGCUUCAGCGUUUCCUACAGGAUGGAGUAUCCAAGUCUGAAGACAAACAAGAGUAUCAGAGAAAGUUCAAAUCCUUACCAUUAUUUGAAACAGUACAUGGCACUCAUGUGAGGAUUGACGGACUUAAAGAGGUGUUUAUCCUCAACAGCGGCUAUGCAGUGACAUUGGCACAUUUGUUCACUCUGACUGACACCAACAGCAUUUUUCUCCACUACAAUUCACAGAACAUCAGACUGUCAGAAAUAUUGAAGAUUCAAAUCCUGAAUGAUUUGGAGUAUUUCAUGAAAUUCAUUCUGCCCGUUGUACACAAACUCACAGAGAGUCAGCUGCUUCAAUGCCUCAAACUAUUACUGACUCUCGAUUAUUCUCAGCAUAAGGACGAAAUCAUCUCCUCAUUGAAGACAGUGAAAUUGAUUCGCAGUUCUCAAGACAGAUUGGAGAUGGCAUCAUACUACUUUGAUAAGAGUGUCAAGCUAUACAAGAAAAUGUUGCCCCAAGAGAGAUUUGUGCCUGUAAGAUUUUGGGAUGAGUUGUGCGAAGGAAAUCAAGAAACAACAAGAAAAACAAAAAAGUUACUCAGAGAACUUGGAAUGAAGCAUGUUGUGUCAAACGAUGACAUAAUAGAUUUUGCACACCAGUUAGAAUCAGAAGCAAAAGUAAACCGCAAUCUUGAAGACUUGAAAGAGAAAUCAUCAUUAGUUUUCACAUCAGCCUUAGAAAUGAUGUGUGACGACAAAAACAAAGACGUAAAUUUGCUGAAGAAAAUAGCUGACAUCAAGUUCAUUUUUCCUGUGGCAAUUCGAAAAGACCUGUGCGACUAUCACCGACCAUUUGUUGCUGAGACAACUGCUGUUCAAAUCAGAGGAUCAUUGUUUGGAAAUUAUAGAAAUCAAGAUCUGGUUUGGUCUUCAAUGCCAAUUAUACAUCUACCAGUGUAUACACAGAAGCUCCUCGAAAUGAUGAAAAAUGCAGGAGCUCAUGCACAACCACCUUCACACUGUGUAACCAGAAACAUGAGCAACAUCUGUCAGUCACCCUGUAAAACUAAGGAGUUGAUCAAAACCCGUGCAAGUGUGUUUCGACGUUCAUAUGAGUACCUGCAUGACAAUGGCUUUGAGGGCCAACCACUGGCUGGUCUUCCUGUUGUGUUGGUUGAAAGAGACACAAAACUUGUGAAGACCGAUGAUGUUUGUAUCUCCCUCCCCGAAAGCAACGAGUUCCGACCAUAUUUGUACAGAAUUUCUCUGGAGGAUUUCAGGUUCACAGAGUUUUUCAGGAAAAUUGGUGUAAAGGACAAGCCUACUGCAGUGCAGUAUUGUAAUGUUCUGGCAGCAGUUUAUAAUGAUUCCUGUGAUAAAUCACAGCUAAAUCCAAAUCAACAGAUAACUGUGAAACGUGCUGUUGAGCAGUUUUUUCAGCUCAUCAAAACUCCAGAUAACCUGUCCCUUGUUGAUGAUGUAAAGACUUUGUAUCUCCCUGCAGUAGAUGGUAAAUUAUACCCAUCAUGCUCACUCUACUACAAUGACACAGUGUUUGAAGCCAAAAGGUUAGAAGAUGCACUGGAGAACAAGUACCUGUUGCUUGAAAAGCUCAGUGAAUGUCAUUUGAAAAAUGACAUCUAUGAGCAUCAUCGGUUGCUGCAAUUGCUGCCUCAGAAAUUCAAGCCUAAAAUGUUGUCUGAAUUCACUGAGGAGAAAGUAGUGGAAUCACACAUGCAGCUUUGUGAGUUUCGGACUGACUGUGAUUUUAGUACAUUUUUUGGCGAACAUCUCUCCUCGCCAGUAUUUAGACAUGGAUUAAUUUGCCUUAUCAGAGAGCAGUCUAAGGGAGAAAUAACACAAGAGGAUGCCAAUGACAUGUGGAAGAAGAGUUUUGGUAGUAUUCAGAUUGUCUGCUGCAAAAACCUGCAAACAGAGCUUUGGGUGAAGAAUCGGCCACUACACAAAACUGCAACUGCAACUGAUGUUUUCGUCCAACGAGAACAACAAGGUUGCAUCUUUUACUUGAAACACUACAACAACAAGGAUAACAAGGUGACUAUUGGCAUUACUAUGACAUUGACAAAGGAGAUUAAUGCUCUUUUAGGCAACAAAAUUGCAUCAGAUCACCUCCCAGUCCUGGGGGAACUUCUCAUGUGUGACAGUCUGGAAGAAGUUCAGAAAACUCUGGCUAAGAAUGGGAUCCAUGACAGUGCUGAAUCUGGGAGCAUCCUGUUCAAUCCACCAGCUCCCGGGACAGAUAUUACAGAGGAAUGGCAUGAUUGCUUGGACAUGGACCCCCUCAAUAACUUUGAAGUGGGAGAGUAUGUUGGCUACAGCACUAACAACAAGUACAUUUUUGCAGUUAUUGUUGAAGAACUGCCUGGGAACCCUGGACCAUAUUUAAGGCGAUACAAAAUUGAAAUUGGAGAAGAUGAGCCAACUGAAGUUAGUUGUCUUGACCUGUAUCAGUUUAAAAGACAAAAGGAACCAAAAGCUGAAGGGAAGUCUUGCACAUCUGCUGAAGCUCCUUGCAUGGAGCUGGAGCCACUAGCAGGAGCUGUGCCACAUUCGACCGGACCAUCAACUUCAAGGCCCUCAUCCACGAGAUCCUCACCAGCCUCUAUUGAUGAAGCUAAAAGGGAAAUUGACAAAUGUUUGGCAGAGAUCUGGCCACUUCCUGAGAACGAGAGGCUUAAGGCCAUCAAAAGACUGUACCUGAGAUGGCAUCCUGACAAAAACCCUGAUUACGAGCUUCUGGCCACUGAGGCAUUCAAAUACUUGCAGAAUCGAAUUAAUGAGCUCAACAAUGGCCAACGCAGUGGCAGAACUGCAGGCCCAUCCAAUUCAAGGGGAAACUCACAUUUCAGAGACUUCUAUCAGCAAUGGAAUCAGGAGGCCAGGCAACACAGGGAUAGUCGAGAGAGAUUCUCUAGAGCCCACCAUUCCUACAACUUUUGGUCCCAUAAUGAGAAUGUUCCGAGACCAAACAGAGAGGAGGCCCAGCGUUGGUGUAGGCAGGCCCGCUGUGAUCUCAAUGCAGCCUACAAAGACACUGGUGGGGGGAGCACGGAGUGGUGUCUGUUCAAAGUCCAUCAAGCAGUGGAAAAGUCUCUCAUAGCUGCAGAGUACAGAAGACAAGGUCAGCGUCCGACCAGCAGAUCCAUUUUAGCUAUAGCUUCAAAGGUUUCCUUUUACAACGCCCAACUAAGUGAUUUACCUCAAAUUGUGGAAUAUCUAAAGUCGUUGGGAGUGGACGGCAAAAAUACUCAGUAUCCUGACUGCCAUCCAUUUCCCCAUAUUCCAAAUGGACAGUUCAAAUCUGAGAAUGAAAUGUUAGCACUGAACAAGGCAUCUGAGCUUCUCAGUAAAGUAGAGGCAUAUGUGAAUUAGAGGUUCAAGAGAAGCUGAGUCAUGUUGAGUCAAUUUAAGGUUUUUGUUAAAAUGCUUUUAGCCAUAUUGAAACAUUACUAUGAACAAAACGACCACAUGAUCUGUUUAACAGGACAAACAGAGUAUGACUACGUUAUGAAUACUCUCAAAUGAAAGUUUAUUUUAUUUGCUGGAGAACAUAUAUCCGUUUCCAUAUAUCCAUACAAGAUCCAUAUAUCAUUGUUAUGAAAAUGUUAAUCUCAUUUUGUGCAUUGUCGGACCAGUCUAAUCACUGUAUGACUUUAUGAAAAAACAUAUAUCAAAGAUUUUUUUUUUUUUACAUUUAUAACUAUUAAUUAAGGAACAAUAUAAUCACUGUAUGACUUUGCUAUGAAUAUGAAAAUAUGAACGUUUUUUUUUUUACAUUUAUAACUAUUCAUUUUAUAAUCGCUGUAUGACUUUGUCUUUUUUUUUGCAAUGUUGUAAACCUUCAUGACUAUGACUUUCUUCCAUGUUUUAAACAUUUAUAACUACUUAUUAAGAACCAAUGUCAUCACCUAUGACUUUAUGAAAAUUAAAUUAUUGAAAGUUUUUUGCAAUGUUGGAAACAAUUAUAACUAUUCAUUAAGGGCCAAUAUAGUUACUUUACUUUGUUAUGAAAAUAUGAAAGGUGUUUUUUUUUUUGGUUUGUUUGCAAACAUUUUUAACUAUUCAUUUAGGACCGAUAUAAUUAGUGUUAUUUGAAAAUAUGAAUUGUUGUAAUGUUGUAACUACUACUUACUGAGGAUUGUUAUAAUCACUCUAAAUGAGAAAACAAAUUCUGAAAUUAAAUCAAAACUGCAAUUCCUGUUUCAUAUUUUAUAUGUAUAACUAUUUUUAUAUCCAGUAGACACUGUAUGACUUUAUGAAAAAACAUAUAUCAAAGUUUUGUUUUUUUUACAUUUAUAUCUAUUCAUUAAGGGCCUAUAUAAUCACUGUAUGACUUUGUUUUGAAUAUGAAAAUAUCAUUUUGUGCAUUGUCGGACCAGUCUAAUCACUGUAUGACUUUAUGAAAAAACAUAUCAAAGAUCUUUUUUUUUACAUUUAUAACUAUUCAUUAUAUAAUCGCUGUAUGACUUUGUUUUGAAUAUGAAAAUAUGAAAGUUUUUUUUUUUUGCAAUGUUGUAAACCUUUAUGACUAUGACUUUUUUUCUUCCAUGUUUUAAACAUUUAUAGCUACUUAUUAGGAACCAAUGUCAUCACCUAUGACUUUAUGAAAAUUAAAAUAUUGAAAGUUUUUUGCAAUGUUGGAAACAAUAAAUAACUAUUCAUUAAGGGCCAAUAUAGUUACCUUACUAUGUUAUGAAAAUAUGAAAGGUGUUUUUUCGUUGUUGUUGUCUGUUUGCAAACAUUUUUAACUAUUCAUUAAGGGCCAGUAUAAUUAGUGUAUGAUUUUGUCAUGAAAAUAAAAAAAUAUGAAUUGUUGUACUUACUGAGGAUUGUUAUAAUCACUCUAAAUGAGAAAAUAAAUCAAUGAUGAAACUGCAA